AUGCACAGAAAGGGCGAUGAGAACUGGCUGGGUACAGAUGAUGAGCCGCUCCUUGGUUUUUCAUGGAGAGGAGGCUCUGAGCCAGAGACUACGGGCAUCCAGCUCUGGAGUGAGGUUUUUCUUGUCCCAAAAAGUGAUGGCACAGAGUUGGCCGUUGUGCUAAUGGACACGCAGGGUGCGUUUGAUUAUCAGUCGACUGUGAAGGACUGUGCCACCAUCUUUGCACUCAGCACUAUGACCAGCUCUGUGCAGAUUUACAACAUAUCUCAGAACAUACAAGAGGAUGACCUUCAACAGUUACAGCUUUUCACAGAGUACGGUCGUCUUGCUAUGGAUGAAAUCUUUUUGAAGCCCUUUCAGUCUUUGAUGUUUCUGGUCCGGGAUUGGAGUUUUCCAUACGAGUACAAUUAUGGCCUCAAAGGAGGCAGUGACUUUCUGGACAAAAGAUUACAGGUGAAAGACGCCCAACAUGAGGAGCUGCAGACCGUGAGGGAGCACAUAUACUCCUGCUUUACCAACAUCUCAUGCUUUUUGUUGCCUCAUCCUGGACUGAAGGUUGCCACGAAUCCAUCAUUCCAAGGACAACUCAGUGAGGUGGCCACAGAGUUCCGAACACAGCUGAAGGAUCUUAUUCCCACUCUCCUGCAUCCUGAUAAUCUGGCUGAAAAGGAAAUCAAUGGGAACAAAGUCACCUGCAUGGGUUUGGUGGAGUUUUUUAAGGCGUACAUCAAGAUUUACCAGGGAGAGGACCUGCCACAACCAAAGACUAUGCUCAUGGCUACUGCAGAAGCGAACAACCUGGCAGCUGUCGCAGCUUCAAAAGAGCAGUAUUAUAAAAACAUGGAGAAGGUAUGUGGUGGAGACCUGCCGUAUGUGUCUCCUGAGUCCCUGGAAGAGAAGCAUGACUUUUUAUUCAGAGAGGCACUACAUAAUUUCUCCUCAACCAAAAAGAUGGGUGGCCAGGAGUUUUGUGACCGUUACCAAGGCCAGCUGGAAAAGGAGCUAGAUGAAAUGUGGCAGUCGUACCAAAAGCACAAUGAGUCCAAAAACCUGUUUAGUGCCUUCCGCACUCCCGCAGUGCUGUUUGUGCUGGUGUGCAUCUUGUACAUUCUGUCCGGCAUCUUCCUCUUCCUCGGGAUGGCCACGUUUGCACUGGUGACUGACUGCACCCUCGGCCUGGUCAUGAUGUCCAUGCUGGCCUGGGCUUUCAUCCGCUACUCGGGCCGCUACCGUCCACUCGGAGGGGCCAUCGACCAGGCGGCAGGCCUUGUGCUGGAACAGACGACUGAGAUGUUGAACAAGUCAAGAGGAACAAACACCGCUGAGACAAAAAAAUCCCAUUAG
Messenger RNA from Knipowitschia caucasica, 1344 nucleotides. The record is from the annotation of a GenBank genome assembly. Lineage: Eukaryota; Metazoa; Chordata; Actinopteri; Gobiiformes; Gobiidae.